Arabidopsis thaliana (thale cress) is the source of this 564-nucleotide messenger RNA. Its product is annotated as cold-regulated protein. Bases 138 to 356 code for a protein of 72 amino acids. The transcript has a single exon. Lineage: Eukaryota; Viridiplantae; Streptophyta; Magnoliopsida; Brassicales; Brassicaceae. The record is from RefSeq and is marked reviewed.
AUUCGCUUGAGUCUCUAUAUAAACAUCACAAUCCAACUCUCCAUCAUCUUCCACUUCUUGUUCUACUCAUAUUCCAUACAUCAUAUCCCUAUAACAUCAACAAACAUUUCAUCGGCUUGAUCAGUUUUUAACCAACGAUGAUUCCGAUAUGCGUGCAGUGCGGAACGGGCGGAAACCCUUGUAGAUGCAAAGUGGUAGGACCGACGUUAGGGCUUGUGGCGUUUGUAGCAGCCGGAAUAGUUGAAUGGCCGGUCGGAGCAUUGGUUUAUAUCUUUAAGCACGCCAAAGGUCGCCGCAUUAUGGGUCAUCCGGCCACCCAUGUUUAUCCCAAGGUCUCUCGUUCCAUUCCCAUAUGAUUAUGAUGACUUAUUGACUUCAUGAUCACUCACUUCUAAGUUAUAUUGUAUCUUAUCUUUCUUCCUUUUCUGUAUUUCUCUAAGAACUUUAAUAUUUUGAUUACUAAAGUAAUAAUGUACGUGAAAAAGUUAAUAAAUAUCCGCUUUCAAUCUUAAAAAGUCGUUAUCAAAGGUCCUUGUUUGUAAUCGAGACAAGUAGAUAAAUUCC